CAGAGUCACAACAGAGUCACAACAGAUAACGAGGAACGACGAGCCCGCCGUUCUAUAGUUAUUAGUUUUGACUUUUGUUGGCUGACUGGGCACCGCAGAUCGGAUAUAAUAUUAAUAAUAAACUUAGUAAUAGGUAAUAAGUACCUAUAAAAAAUAAAUAAUAAUCUACAUCCGUGCCUGGACUACCACCGCCGCCGUCCACUGACCACCGACGUCCAGUCGUCGAGACUCCAGAGCCGUUCGCACUUUUGCAGUGGCCGUCGUCGUCGGUUUGUUUUUAUUGAAACAUAAAAGUUACCAUUUAUCAUGUCAACUCCUGCCAGACGUAGACUGAUGCGAGACUUUAAAAAAUUACAAGAAGAUCCGCCUGCAGGUAUCAGUGGCACACCCACUGAUAACAAUAUCAUGCUGUGGAAAGCUGUGAUAUUUGGACCACAUGAUACUCCAUUUGAAGAUGGCACAUUUAAAUUGACAAUAGAAUUUACUGAAGAAUAUCCUAACAAGCCGCCAACAGUUAGAUUUGUUUCAAAAAUGUUUCAUCCAAAUGUCUAUGCAGAUGGAGGCAUUUGUCUUGAUAUAUUACAGAACCGCUGGAGUCCUACUUAUGAUGUAGCUGCUAUUUUGACAUCCAUUCAAUCACUUCUUAGUGAUCCUAAUCCUAAUUCACCAGCUAAUUCUAUGGCUGCCCAAUUGUAUAAGGAGAAUCGCAGAGAGUAUGAGAAACGAGUGAAGAUGUGUGUGGAGCAAAGUUUUAUUGAUUAGAAAGCUAAUUAUUAUUUUUAAACAUACUUUAAAAAAAUAGCUGUCUGUGUGUUACUAGUUCUUUUAAACUUAAUGAUUGAAUUUUUACCAUGGUUAUUACUAUUAUUCCAGUGUAAUGAAAGAAUAAUUUCAUGUGAAAUUUUUUUUUUUUUUUGCAUAAAUGUAUGUUUAUUGAAUUAUUUUAUUUAGUGGUAUAUAUUAUUUAAAUAUAUUGACGCAAGUGAAAUAUAAUUAUUGUAACUAAUUUAAAUGUUUUGUAAUGUUUAACUUUAUAAUCUUAAUUCAUAUUCCAAAAACGUUUUUUUAUCUAUAUGUUAUUUUACAUUUUUGAAUUUAUAUGUUUUUCCCAUUUACUUUUAUAAGUUAAUAGUUAGCUUUAUAUCAAAAUGUAUUUAUGUACUUUUUUUGCUUAUAUUAUUGUGAAAUGUAUUAUUAAUUAUUUUUUUUAUCCAUUAUAUAAUUAUUGAUCACAUGACCGAGUUAGAUGCAUUAUAUUCACUAUCAUGUAAACAGUUUGAGCAGUUAUUUAAUUUAAUUAAUUUAAUUAUAUUACAAAGAUUAAAAAAUAAAAUCAAAACUUGUUUUGUGGUAUUACGUACAUUUUAAUAAUCAAAUAAGUACUUGAGUUAAUAAAUUUAAUAUUAAAAAUAAUACUGAAAUAGCUCAUUAUAUUAUAAUAUUGUUUUUAAAUAUCUGAAAAGUUAAUGUAUUUUAAUGAAUAUUUAUACAUUGUAAAAGUUCUUUGUUAGAAGUUUAUAUUGUAAAUAAACUUAUAAACAUAAUGUAUAGUUAAAUAUCCCAAAUAUAGAACCUCACAAUGUACAUAAUAGUUUGUAUUGUCAUGUUAGAGUCAAAUACGCUGACUAUUUACUCUGAUUAUGUAAUAUUAAAUGUUAGUCUAAAAUAUAAGGCUUAGACACAUUUAGUUGUACUAUUGUACCUAUUUGUGUAAUUUAGAGAACCUAAACUUUUUGUGGUAUUAACUAUGAAUUAAAUUAAUGUAAAAAAUGUACAAACAGCUUUAAUGCUGUAUUUUAUAAGUAAAAUUGUACAAAUUACUUUGUAGGAAUAUACGUACGGAUAUACGGUUUAUAUCUAAUUGGUUAUAUGAUAUUUUUUAAAUUACUAAUUUGUAAUGAUUAGGGACUAUAUUUUUAUGCAAAACAUAUUGUAAAAUAUGCACUAAUUUACACAUACCGCAUUGUAAAAACUGCAUAUUAUGUUUAUUUUAUGCCUAAAAAUAUUUGGAAUAUGGUAUAAUUGUUUUAAGAUGUAGGUACAUGUCAACUAUUUUUAAUUAUGUUUAAUUAAUUUAGUAUUGUACAAUAAAUAUUAAGAAGAUAAUACAUUUUCCAUCUGAUCUAAAUGAAAUAGCUUAAUAGCUUGAACAAACAAUUAAUCAAAUUGAACAAAAUUUUAAUAAUUUUGUAUUAAUACAAUUCUUAUUGUUAUAUUAUCAUUGUGUGUUACUAAAAUAUUCAACUUUUAUACAAUUGCCUAGAAAUAUGUAACUUAUAUUAAUUUUUAAUCAAAUAAUUCAAUAUAUAGGUAGGUACUUACUAUAGAAUCUACGUAAAAAAAUUAUUUUCACCUAGUUAUUAAAAAUACUACCCACUAGACAACUAAAAUAUUUCACUGCUCGACAAUUGUCGCCUAAUUUACUAGUUAAAAUGUUCACUGAUUAGAAACCAUAAGUAUAUUACAUUCACGAGGCUACGACUUACCUACCUUGCAAUUCAAGACGUACCUACCUAUUAACGUGUUCACUUUUAUAAUGUAUGUUAAUAGUAAAUUUAAUAUUGAACUCCAAUAACCAAAUUUCAAAGACUGCUAACAGAAUAGAAGCGGUAUCUUUAGUCUUUACUCUUUAGUCUUUAGGUAGUUGUAGUAAGUACCAAGUUCACUCUUGCCGUAUUGUUCUGUCUAGAGUCUAAACUAAGUAGUGAGUAAACUAAUGCAAUAUUUGUUGUAAUAUUUAAUUUUUAUGGCAGGGAAAUAUAUUACUUUGAAGUUUGAAUGAGGUAAUUUUGGCCAGUACCUACAAAUGUUUAAUAUUUAGUUAUUUGCACAAAUAGCGGAAUAUUUGGUAAUACAUUUUAGGAAAAAAUUUGCAAUUAAAAAAAAAAAAAACAAAA
Molecule: messenger RNA, 2897 nt
Organism: Metopolophium dirhodum (rose-grain aphid)
Lineage: Eukaryota; Metazoa; Arthropoda; Insecta; Hemiptera; Aphididae
Product: ubiquitin-conjugating enzyme E2-17 kDa-like
Exons: 2
Coding region: 307-762 (151 amino acids)
Biological process (GO): DNA repair; proteasome-mediated ubiquitin-dependent protein catabolic process; protein polyubiquitination
Cellular component (GO): HULC complex
Molecular function (GO): ubiquitin conjugating enzyme activity
Source: RefSeq, a predicted model, not a curated record